AUGUCUUUAAACAACUAUCUAUCAGAAACUUACGGCUCCAAGAAAAGUUCUAAGUCGAAGUCAAAACAAGGCUCAAACUCAGCUCGAAAUGUCAAUAUAGUGGAUUCACCACAGCAGAUUGUAUUUACUGAUAAUAAUCGUUUAAACUCUAAGUCUAAGGAUCCUAAAAAGAAGAAGACUGGUCUGUGGAAGAAUCUAGAUACUAAUGAAAUUGUUGAUGUUAAGAAAGAAGAGCCAAUUAAGAUGUCAUCUGGCGCUUCCGCUGGAUUACAGAGUGCAGAGGAUGUUGCUAGGCAAAUAAAAGAGAAACAGGAGCGAGAUAAGCUAGAAGCAGGUGGUAGUGGAGGUGGUAACCAAUCUACAGUAUUUAGGGAUGAAUCUGGUCGUGUAAUAGAAAAUUAUGACGCCUAUAGAAAAGAGAAGGCGCUGCGAAAUGAUCUUCAAAAGCGAGCUAAGGAGCGAAAACUUGCAGAAUUGAAUAUGAGUGAUAUUCAGUUAUAUCAAAAGAAGAAUCCUGGUUGGAAAGGUACUAUUGAUGAUAAGGAUAACUUAAAAACUGAAGAUCCUAUAAUUGCAUUUACAGCUGAAAAUGGAAAGCAACAGGUUAAGACAUCGCCUUUAGGCAGAAAGCUUUAUGAAGGUAUAUAUCCAGAAAAUCGGUUUGGUAUAGCACCUGGCUGGCGAUGGGACGGGGUAGAUAGAUCAACGGGAUUUGAGCGAAAGUGGUUUGCUAAACAGAAUGAAAUAAACGAGAAACAGAUACAGGACUAUACACUACAACGAGACUAA
Molecule: messenger RNA, 789 nt
Organism: Eremothecium sinecaudum
Lineage: Eukaryota; Fungi; Ascomycota; Saccharomycetes; Saccharomycetales; Saccharomycetaceae
Gene: BUD13
Product: Bud13p
Exons: 1
Coding region: 1-789 (262 amino acids)
Biological process (GO): mRNA splicing, via spliceosome
Cellular component (GO): RES complex; U2-type spliceosomal complex
Molecular function (GO): RNA binding
Source: RefSeq, a predicted model, not a curated record